Messenger RNA from Tachysurus vachellii, 2786 nucleotides. RefSeq names its product carcinoembryonic antigen-related cell adhesion molecule 5-like. Gene Ontology annotation, biological process: cell surface receptor signaling pathway. Lineage: Eukaryota; Metazoa; Chordata; Actinopteri; Siluriformes; Bagridae. Gene Ontology annotation, molecular function: transmembrane signaling receptor activity. The record is from RefSeq and is a predicted model, not a curated record. The transcript is spliced from 15 exons. The coding region runs from base 33 to 2498 and encodes 821 amino acids.
UCAGUCAGUCAGUCAGUCAUUAGAGGGACAGGAUGGAGCUCAGUCCACUGCCUGUGAUGCUCUUGCUGAUUUCACUCAUACCAGUGGUCCAGGCUCAAGGGAGUCCUAAAGCUGUGGUGUCUAUAAAGCCUGAUACACAUGUGUUCACUGGAGAGAUUGUUACUCUCAGAUGUGACAUACAGGGAGGAGGAGACACUCAGUGGACUUACAGCUGGAAGAAAAAUAAUACCACAAUAUCAGAGGGAAUAGGGAGAUUCUUCAUAGAAAACAGAACACAGAUGUUCACUAUUUGGCCUGUUGAAGACUUUGACAGUGGAACCUACAGCUGUAGAGGACAUGGGAGAGACUCUCAGAGCUCAGAGAUCAGUGAUGAUGUUACACUGACUGUAUCAGUAAAACCCAAACCGACUGUGAGAGUGAAUCCUCAGAGCUCCGUCUACACUGGUGACACCGUCACUCUGAGCUGUGAGCUGCAGCAGGAGACUGGAUGGGAGUUUUACUGGUACACAAAUAAUCAGCUGUUACAGAAUCUGAACAGUGAACAAGUGAACACACUUAAUGUGACAGUCGAUAAUGCAGGAGAAACAGAGUACAAGUGCCGAGCAUACAGGACAAACUACUACAAACACAACUAUUACACAGAGCUCAGUGAUCCUGUCAAGAUUACAGUGGGAGUAAAACCCAAACCGACUGUGAGAGUGAAUCCUCAGAGCUCCGUCUACACUGGAGACACCGUCACUCUGAGCUGUGAGCUGCAGCAGGGGACUGGAUGGGAAUUUUACUGGUACAAAAAUAAUCAGGCGAUACAGAAUCUGAACAGUGAACAAGUGAACACAUUUAAAGUGAACGUUGAUAAUGCCGGAGAAACUGAGUACAAGUGUCAAGCAUACAGUAGAAACAGCUCCAACUACCACAACAACUACACAGAGUUCAGUGAUCCUGUCAAGAUUACAGUGAGAGCGAGACCUAAACCAGUGGCAUCCAUAAAUCCUGAUAAUCAGGUGUUCAGUGGAGACACCGUCACUCUGAGAUGUGACAUACAGGAUGAAAGUGUCUCUAGCUGGCAGUACAGCUGGUAUAAAGAUACUUCACACAGUCCUGUCAGUAGUGAACAGGUGUACAGUAUCAGUGGUGUUGAAGUGACCCACACAGGUACAUACACCUGUAGAGGAACAGAGAGAGGAGGCUCACACUCCUCACACUCCAGUGAUGUUAUUACACUGACUGUAUCAGAGAGACCACAGGCAGUACUGAGUGUAUCUCCACAGAGCUGGCUGACUGAAGGAGACUCAGUGACUCUAAGCUGUGAGGUUACAGACUCCUCUACAGACUGGACAUUCAGCUGGUACACAGUUGUUCCCUACAGAGACGGAUUAACUGGAAUAAAUAAUAAUCGUGGCUAUAUCGUGUAUGUGGAGCUCCUCUCAGACAGCAGCAGAGGAUCUGGAGGCAAAUACACUCUCCGUCCUGCUGCUCUUAAUCACACAGGAGUUUAUAUGUGCAGGGGAGAGAGAGGAGAACCAGCCCUUCAGACACAGUACAGCAAUCUACAGCCACUAUGGAUCACUGGAGAAUCUCCUCCAGCCUUUCUGAUCAUCAAUCCCAGUAGAACUCAACACUUUACUAAUGACUCUCUCUCACUGAGCUGUGAGGACCAGAGUAAGUCUACUGAAUGGACAGUGAGACGAUACACACACAGUGAGAGUGUGUUAGAUUGUUCACACUGGGGAUCAGUUACAGGAUCUACAUGUAACAUCAGCUUCCUCUCCACAUCCUACACUGGAGUUUACUGGUGUGAGUCUGAAUCUGGAGAAAACAGUAAUCCUGUCAACAUCACCGUGCAUGAUGGUGAUGUGAUCCUGGAGAGUCCUGUCCAUCCUGUGACUGAGGGACAUCCUCUGACUCUACGCUGUUUAUAUCACAACCCAAAUCCCUCAAACCUCCGAGCUGAUUUCUAUAAAGAUGGAUCAGUUCUCCAGAAACAGACUACAGGAGAGAUGAUCAUGCAAACUGUCUCAAAGUCAGAUGAAGGUUUCUACCACUGUGAACACCCAGAGAGAGGAGAGUCACUGAAAAGUUGGGUCUCAGUCAGACUCUCAGUUCCAAGAUCCAAUGAUGGAAGAAGAAGAAGACUGGUUGUGGUUUUAGAAUUUUUGUUCAUCGCUUUAUUGAUCUUGCUGUGGUCCUACAAAAGUAAAAAAGAAAAGCAGAAAACCAAUCAGACAUCAGAACGGAAUCAGAACCGGUCAGGAGCUGAAGACUCUCAGUCAGGAAACACACCACUUCAGGCUGGUGAAGCUGCAGCUGCGAGCAAUAAAGCCAUUUACACUCAGGUCAAGAAGAAAAAGAAGGCAAACAGGAACAAUGUAGGUGCAGAUGCUGAUGUGACUUAUGCUGAGAUUGAAGUAAAUCCAAUGAAAAAAGCCAAGAGAAUAAAAGAAAAGACCAGUGUGGCUGAUGAUGCAGUCUACUCAGAGCUAAAGCACAACAUGGAGUGAGCCACAUGUCUGUUCUGAUGAAGCUACAGUUAACAAACUGAAAGAUGGAAAACCUUUUGAAAAAAUGUUUUAGAUAGAUAGAUAGAUAGAUAGAUAGAUAGAUAGAUAGAUAGAUAGAUAGAUAGAUAGAUGACUAUUAAACUCAAAAGGAAAUUCACAUAUUACAGCAGCAGUAACAGAAUAUCAGAGGGGAUGUGAGAAAUUGUAUCUAGACAGCAGUAGACUCUACUCAUCCACUUCCUGUACACAGAAACAUUUCUUAUUCAUAUUUUGCUUUUGUUUUUACUC